GGUGUUCCGCUUGACGUGCGCGGUCCAGGCGAGUCACCUUGCUGUACGCAGUGGCGGCCGAACAUCAGCGGAGCGGCAGAAGCGAAGGUGUCCUCCAGAAACACAAACCAGCACUGCAGCCAUGGCAGCCGCAGCGGACACGGGCAAACCUAAGCCCAAAACCUCGCCCAAGUCUAUUAAGUUUCUCUUCGGUGGUUUGGCUGGGAUGGGCGCCACUGUGUUUGUGCAGCCCCUGGACCUGGUAAAGAACCGAAUGCAGCUGAGCGGUCAGGGCUCCAAGGCUCGAGAAUACAAGACCAGCUUCCAUGCUGUGACCAGCAUCCUCCGCAACGAGGGCAUCCGCGGUAUCUACACCGGACUUUCUGCGGGUCUGUUAAGGCAGGCUACCUAUACCACGACCCGUUUGGGCAUCUACACGGUCCUGUUUGAGCGCAUGUCCAAAGCAGACGGCACACCUCCUAACUUCUUCAUGAAGGCUUUAAUAGGAAUGACUGCUGGGGCCACGGGGGCGUUUGUUGGGACUCCGGCAGAGGUGGCGCUUAUUCGAAUGACUGCUGACGGGAGGUUGCCUCCAGAACAAAGGAGGGGUUACACAAAUGUCUUCAAUGCUCUCAUCAGAAUUACGAGGGAGGAGGGCAUCACCACGCUUUGGAGGGGUUGCAUACCCACCAUGGCUAGAGCGGUUGUUGUGAACACAGCCCAGCUUGCUUCAUAUUCCCAGUCCAAACAAGCGCUGUUGGACUCUGGAUAUUUCAGAGAUGAUAUCCUGUGUCAUUUCUGUGCCAGUAUGAUCAGUGGACUGGUCACCACUGCUGCCUCCAUGCCAGUAGACAUUGUUAAGACCAGAAUCCAGAACAUGAGAAUGAUUGAUGGGAAGCCCGAGUACAAAAAUGGUUUGGAUGUAUUGGUCAAGGUCAUAAGAAAGGAAGGAUUCUUCAGUCUGUGGAAGGGUUUUACUCCGUAUUACGCUCGCCUCGGGCCACACACAGUUCUCACCUUCAUCUUCCUGGAGCAGAUGAACAAAUUCUACAAGAUCUAUUUCCUUGACUCCUAGAUUUGCCCUAAAGUUCAUCGGUGGACAGCACAGGCCAUAUUUCCACAUUAUGUUUCUCUCCCACAUCCUGUUUACCAGAAUAGCUUCCGUUUUUGAUGGUCGGUAACAGGACCACUUUACCAACUGGGUCGUGACCCUCUGCUGUGGUGGUGACAAUUUGGACUUUCAUCUUAAAGAGACUGACUAGCUAAGCUAUAAAUUAAAUUGAUUGAAGGAAUUGUUCACACCAGUCUUGCCCCUCUUUUAGUUAUAAAUGAUAUUUAUGAAUCCCCUCACCUUCCACGCAAGUUUUCCACCUUAAAUUGUGGUCAACAGACUUAUCAGCAGAAGUAGUUGAGGAAUUGUUGUCAAUACAGAUGCUGAACCUGUAUUCUGAGUGAAAGUUCUCUUUAUUUCAUAAUAUUUUUUUAUUCCUACCAAAAUGCACAACAUGGUGAACAAAAUACCAAUGAUCCCAACCCACCCUCGGUCCUAUCAUAAAGGACUGCUUUGCAGUGAACAUUUGCUGAAGUUUACACAAUUAACUGGAUAAUAAAGAUAAUGUGGUGUGUAAAAGCCACUACCACGCCAUGUAGCUUGUUGUGAUGUAUUAAAUGAUGUGUUAAUGAGG
Molecule: messenger RNA, 1664 nt
Organism: Puntigrus tetrazona (Sumatra barb)
Lineage: Eukaryota; Metazoa; Chordata; Actinopteri; Cypriniformes; Cyprinidae
Gene: slc25a11
Product: solute carrier family 25 member 11
Exons: 8
Coding region: 122-1054 (310 amino acids)
Biological process (GO): malate transmembrane transport; thiosulfate transport; succinate transmembrane transport
Molecular function (GO): succinate transmembrane transporter activity; oxaloacetate transmembrane transporter activity; sulfate transmembrane transporter activity
Source: RefSeq, a predicted model, not a curated record